ACCUUAUUUUAGAAGCCGUCCAAAUCUCUCUGUUCACCUAAAUUACCCGGAGACUUUCUCUCUCCGGCGACACAACCAACCCACAUAUACAUACACCACUUUCUCUCUCUAACCUCCACGUAACAUAUUCUUCUUUCACUUCCAUGGAGGAUGUCUGCUUUAUAACCUAGCCCAACUAGUUUUUCUUAUUAAGCUUUUUCCUUUUUGGUCUCCGGUGAAAGUGAAAGUCGCCGGAAUCCGGUGACGGAGCUGGGUAGAAGCGGUCGUGGUAUGAUGGGAUUUUGUAUAUGCCCGUUGGAGACGCCGGCGAGGUUGCUGUGGAGCACAAGUUUUUUCCGUCACAAGCUCAUGAUCUUCUAAUACAAACUUUCCACACCCCCAUUAAAAAAGAAUAAAGCGUCAAAUUAAUCUUCCACUUACUAAGACACCCACGUAGGACUCUUCUUCUGUGACUAUCGACGGCAAAGGUCGCCGGAGAUCUCACACAGAAUACACAGACAAAGAGAGAGAAAAAAAAGAUAAGCUAAGGAGAGAGAAAGUAGUGAUCAGGAUGGAAUCCGGCCGUCUUUUCUUUGACCCCACGUCCGCCUGCCAUGGUGGUAACAUGUUGUUCCUUGGAAAUGGUGAUUCCGUUUUUCGAGGGCCAAGAUCGUCAAUCAUGAGCAUGGAGGAGAGCUCGAAAAGAAGGCCUUUCUUCAGCUCGCCGGAGGAUCUCUACGAUGAGGAAUAUUACGACGAGCAGUUGCCGGAGAAGAAGCGCCGCCUCACUCCCGAACAGGUUCAUUUGCUGGAGAAGAGCUUUGAGGCAGAGAACAAACUGGAGCCGGAGAGAAAAACCCAGCUGGCCAAGAAGCUGGGGCUGCAGUCUAGACAGGUGGCUGUGUGGUUCCAAAACCGCCGUGCUCGGUGGAAGACGAAGCAGCUCGAAAGGGAUUAUGAUCUUCUCAAAUCUACUUAUGACUCCCUUUUGGCAAAUUUUGACUCAAUUCACAAGGAGAAUGAGAAGCUCAAAGCUGAGGUUGCUUCUUUGACGGAGAAACUUCAGGCUAAGGAGGAAGGCGCCGGAGCGCCGCCUCCGGCACAGAAGUCAGAAUCUCUUGCCGGAGACAUGACUGAAAUUAUGGGACUCCAGUUCGGCGUGAAGGCUGAGGACCGGCUGAGCACAGGUAGUGGUGGAAGCGCGGUGGUGGACGAGGAAGGUCCGCAGCUUGUGGACAGCGGUGACUCCUACUUUCAGAGUGUCCAGUACCCCGGUUGCAUGGGCACGGUGGACGGCGUGCAUUCGGAAGAAGACGACGGCAGCGAUGACGGUCGGAGCUACUUCCCGGAUGUGUUCGCAGCCGCCGAGCAGCAGCAGGAGGGCGAGAAUUUGGAGUGUUGGUGGGUUUGGUCUUAAGAAGUGUUGUUGAGAUUGUUGUCACUAGUAACACUAUAAUAUGUGUACUACUCUACAUAAUAUGGUUGGGUGUGUUUAUGUCUCAUUGUAACAUGUUAUGAUAUGUCACUGUUGAUCCGUUAAUAGGUAGUUGCUUCAGGAACAUGCAAGAAGUUUUAUUUCGCAAUCACAUAAUGGACAGAAAUUAAGAUGUAAUACAGUCCCUUGUAAUUGCUGAGAUCUCCAAAGAUGGAUCUAUGGAUAAUGAAUAAAUUAAUAAAAUAAUAAUUGUGUUUCG
Molecule: messenger RNA, 1673 nt
Organism: Morus notabilis
Lineage: Eukaryota; Viridiplantae; Streptophyta; Magnoliopsida; Rosales; Moraceae
Product: homeobox-leucine zipper protein HAT5
Exons: 4
Coding region: 551-1396 (281 amino acids)
Biological process (GO): positive regulation of DNA-templated transcription
Cellular component (GO): nucleus
Molecular function (GO): DNA-binding transcription factor activity, RNA polymerase II-specific; sequence-specific DNA binding
Source: RefSeq, a predicted model, not a curated record